AUGGUUGAGAUUUUAGCAUACAGAAGUUUGGUGAAGCUGUUGGUUUUAUGCCAUUUUAUUUCUUUGGUUGCUAUCUCGACGGUUGAAGCUAGAAUUCGGCAUUACAGAUGGGAGGUGAAGUAUGAGUACAAAUCUCCAGAUUGCUUUAAGAAGCUGGCCAUAACCAUUAAUGGAGAAACCCCAGGACCAAAAAUAUUGGCACAGCAGGGUGACACAAUUGUAGUUGAGCUUAAGAAUAGCUUGUUAACUGAGAAUGUAGCAAUCCACUGGCAUGGAAUUCGACAGAUUGGAACACCUUGGAGUGAUGGAACAGAAGGUGUGACUCAAUGUCCAAUUUUUCCAGGAGACACCUUCAUAUACAAGUUUGUUGUGGAUAGGGCAGGGUCAUAUCUAUACCAUGCACAUUAUGGAAUUCAAAGAGAAGCUGGGUUAUAUGGAUCCAUUACUGUCUCUGUUCCUAAUGGAGAAUCUGAGCCCUUUGCCUAUGAUUAUGACAGAAGCAUUAUCCUUAAUGACUGGUUCCACAAAAGCACUUAUGAGCAAGCUGCUGGCUUGUCUUCCAUACCUUUUGUUUGGGUUGGGGAGCCUCAGUCACUUCUGAUUAAUGGAAGAGGGAGGUUCAACUGCUCUCUACUAGCAACUCCUAGCCUAGAAGCCGGAGUCUGUAACGCGACAAACCCAGAAUGUUCUCCCUAUGUUUUGACAGUCAUCCCUGGCAAAACGUAUCGAUUAAGGAUUGGUAGCUUGACCUCUCUAUCAGCUCUCAGCUUCCAAAUUGAGGGUCACAAUAUGACUGUUGUUGAAGCUGAUGGGCAUUAUGUGGAGCCAUUUCAGACUAAAAACCUAUAUAUUUACUCUGGUGAGACAUAUUCUGUCCUAAUAGCAGCAAACCAAGACCCAUCAAGAAACUACUGGGUGACUACAAAUGUAGUUAGCAGAAAACCUGCAACCCCAACUGGCUUAGCAAUCCUCAAUUAUUAUCCAAAAUACUUCAAGAAAUCCCCUCCAACUCUGCCAACCACAGACCCUCUAUGGAAUGACACUGCACCAAGAUUGGCACAGAGCCUUGCUGUCAAAGCCCACAAAAGUUUCAUUCACUCCCCCCCUCUCACUUCAGACAAAGUCAUUGUGCUUCUCAACACACAAAAUAAGAUAGAUGGGUACUAUAGAUGGUCCUUAAACAAUGUAUCUUUCUCUCUCCCCCACACACCUUACUUGAUAGCUCUAAAGGAAAACUUAAACUUAAACCAUGUGUUUGAUCAAACCCCACCUCCAGAAAACUAUGACUUCAAGAAUUAUGAUAUAUAUGCCGUUGCUGAGAAUGUAAAUGCCACUUCCAGCAAUGGCAUAUACAGGUUGAAGUUCAAUACCACAGUGGAUAUUAUACUGCAGAAUGCAAACACCAUGACUGUGAACAACAGUGAGACACAUCCAUGGCAUCUCCAUGGACAUGAUUUUUGGGUGCUGGGCUAUGGAACAGGCAAGUUUGACAUGAUGAAGGAUGUGGGAAAAUACAAUCUUGUAAAUCCAAUCAUGAAGAACACUGUGCCAGUACAUCCUUAUGGCUGGACUGCUUUGAGAUUUAGAGCUGAUAAUCCAGGUGUUUGGGCUUUUCAUUGCCAUUUAGAAUCCCAUUUCUAUAUGGGAAUGGGAGUGGUUUUUGAAGCAGGGGUGGAGAAAGUGGGAAAGCUGCCUUCUUCUGUUAUGGGUUGUGGAGAAACAAAAGGUUUCCAUAGGCCAUAG
Prunus armeniaca (apricot) is the source of this 1743-nucleotide messenger RNA. NCBI's taxonomy places the organism in Eukaryota, Viridiplantae, Streptophyta, Magnoliopsida, Rosales, Rosaceae. The record is from the annotation of a GenBank genome assembly.